ACAGGUUUGGGACUGCAAUAGUGGCAGACAGGUUCAGAAAGUGUCAUGUUUCCAUUCUACUGUGAAGUGUUUGACAGUUCUUCAAAGGCUGGACGUAUGGUUGUCUGGAGGGAGUGAUCUAUGUGUUUGGAACCGAAAAUUAGAUCUCUUGUGUAAGACCAGUCAUCUUACUGAUGCAGGUAUCACUGCUUUGCUUGAAUUGCCCAAAAAUUGUGUUGCAGCAGCUGUUGGCAAAGAGCUAAUAAUUUUUAGGUUGAGUGCUUCUAACAACGGGUCUGAAGGUUGGGAUGUCCUUGAAGUAAAGCGACUUGUUGACCAUCAGGAUAACAUUCUGUCAUUAGUCAGUGUCAAUGACUUGACUUUUGUGACAGGUUCUCACGUGGGUGAGUUAAUAGUUUGGGAUGCACUUGACUGGACAAUGCAGGCAUCUGAGUGCAACUUCUGGGACACCUCUGUCCAUCCAGAUGUACAGCCAGAAAUAAAGUUAUCCCAAAGCCCAAAUGAGACUUCAGUUCAACACUUAACAUGUGAUACAGAGUGUGUGUUUGCUGCCGUUGGGAAAGGCAUUUUCGUAUAUAAUCUUCAGAUGAAGCGUGUGAUUGCCUCCCAGAGAACUGCCCACGACUCCUCUGUGCUGCACAUUGAGAAGCUUCCAAACAGGCAGCUGAUCUCCUGUUCAGAAGAUGGCAGUGUGCGCAUUUGGGAGCUCAGAGAGAAGCAGCAGCUGCAAGCUGAGCCAGUCCCAACAGGGUUUUUCAACAUGUGGGGAUUUGGAAGGGUGAACAAGCAGGCAAACCAAGCGGCUAAGAAGAUGCAGGAGAAUACACCUAUGUAUUUCUUGGAGCUGGUUGGUGAUUUGAUUGGUCAUUCAUCAGCUGUGCAGAUGUUCCUGUACUUUGGUGAGCUCGGACUGGCUACCUGCUCUGCUGACCACCUCAUCAUUUUGUGGAAGGAUGGUGAACGGGAGUCCAGCCUGCGCAGUCUGACUCUGUUCCAGAAAUUGGCUCAGAAUGGUGAUUUGCAGCUCAAACCCUAA
Molecule: messenger RNA, 1036 nt
Organism: Acanthisitta chloris (rifleman)
Lineage: Eukaryota; Metazoa; Chordata; Aves; Passeriformes; Acanthisittidae
Gene: WDR41
Product: WD repeat domain 41
Exons: 9
Biological process (GO): regulation of autophagy
Cellular component (GO): lysosomal membrane
Molecular function (GO): protein binding
Source: RefSeq, a predicted model, not a curated record